This is a messenger RNA of Plutella xylostella (diamondback moth), 4389 nucleotides long. Lineage: Eukaryota; Metazoa; Arthropoda; Insecta; Lepidoptera; Plutellidae. The record is from RefSeq and is a predicted model, not a curated record.
CAACGUCAUAAAUGUCAUUCAAUUCAAUCAUUCAUUCCCGUUUUGUGUGACUAAUUUUGUGUUUGUGUAGUUAUUUUAAUUUGUUAUCACAUUUUGUAUAAACCCCUCGGUCUGUCUUAGUACAAUGUUUACAUUGAUAAGAGUGGACACUGUUUACAAGCUUUCAUAGAGCCAGCGAGCGGCGCUGUAGUGAGCGGCUCACAUAAAAGUACCUCACAAUGUCUGUUCACACACAAGUUAUUGUGCUAAUUUCCUUAUUUGUCGGCUCGUGUGUGCCGAAGUCUGUCGAGAUCGAGUCCCCUCUUCUUCACAACUACACACACUACGAUGACUUAGUGAAGCUGUUCCACGGGUACGAGAAAACGUACCCUGAUUUAGCGAAAGUCAGUUCGAUUGGGAAAUCGAGUGAAGGGCGAGAUCUGCUGGUGCUGCAGAUCACUGCUGAUGUGGGCGCGAGCCACCCGGAGCGGCCCGCCUUCAAGUAUGUGGCCAACAUGCAUGGGGACGAGGCAGUGGGCCGGCAGCUGGUGGUCUACCUGGCUGAGUACCUGCUCACUAACUACAAGAAGGAUGAGAGAAUCACUAAUUUGGUCAACAACAUUGAUAUUUAUCUGAUGCCCUCUCUUAAUCCGGAUGGAUUUGAAGCUAGUAAGGAGGGUGACUGUUAUUCCGAAACAGACUCUGUAGGUCGAAAUACGGCCAAUGGCGUCGACCUAAACCGGGACUUCCCCGACCAGUUCGACAACCAGCCCUCCAUCACUGAUGACUAUCUUUAUAAGGGUCGUCAGGCGGAGACGCAGGCCAUGGUGCGCUGGCUGCUGCGCAAACAGUUUGUGCUGUCCGCUAACCUGCACGGCGGCGCCAUCGUCGCCAGCUACCCUUAUGAUGAUAUUAUGGACACCAAGACAGACUCCUGCGUGAACAGUCCUACUCCCGACGACGCUCUAUUCCGUCACCUAGCGCGUGUUUACGCGGAUCGCAACCCGCGCAUGCGCGCCGGCGACGCCUGCCCGCCGGAGCGGUUCAUAGACGGGAUUACUAACGGCGCCUUCUGGUAUAAUGUUAAAGGCGGCAUGCAAGACUUCAACUACCUGCACUCCAACUCGUUCGAAGUAACUUUCGAGUUGUCCUGCUGCAAGUACCCGGCUGCUGCACGACUACCGUCCUUCUGGAAGGAGAAUGGAGACGCCAUGUUGGCGUUCAUGGAACAAGCGAGAACUGGCGUGGCGGGAAAAGUUAUUGACCAAAACAAGGAGGCGGUCAAGGGUGCAAAGAUCAGAGUGGUGGGGCUGAACCACACGGUGGCGACCACCGAGUCCGGGCACUACUGGCGGCUGCUGCUGCCCGGGGAAUACCAGAUCACUGUUGACGCUGAUGGAUACGAAUCCCCACCACCGGUCUCCGUGACCAUCCCCAACAACCAAACGUCGCCAGUUGUCCUCAACAUGACGCUAGGACGUCGAUCCCGCGCGUUGCAGCCAGAACACAGGCCAGCGCGUGACCACGCCCGCCCUCCCGCAGCUGACUUCGUCCACCACGACUACCUGAUGAUGGAGAGCGUCUUGAAGACCCUGGCGGAGCAGUACCCGAGCAUCACAAGGCUGUACUCUAUAGGGAAGUCAGUGGAGGGACGCGAUCUGUAUGUGCUGGAGGUGACGAAAGACCCUGGUGUGCAUAUUCCUGGCAAACCCGAAUUCAAAUACGUGGCCAACAUGCACGGCAACGAAGUGAUCGGCCGCGAGCUCCUCCUUCUACUAGCCAAGUACAUGUGUGAGCAAUACACCGGCGGGGACCAGUACGUGCAGCGGCUGAUGAAUACCACACGGAUACAUCUACUGCCGAGUAUGAACCCUGAUGGAUACGAGAGGAGUCACGAAGGGGACUACAGCAGCCUGAAGGGCCGAGCUAAUGCGAACAAUGUAGAUCUGAACAGAAACUUCCCUGAUCAAUUUGGGCAAACAAAGGACAACGCAAUAACAGAGCCGGAAACGCGAGCCAUAAUGAACUGGUCGCUAAGCCUGCCAUUCGUGCUUUCCGCAAACCUCCACGGGGGGGCGCUAGUAGCGAACUAUCCGUACGACGGGUCCCCGCGUAGGGUCAGCGGUCAGGCGUACCUGUCGCCGGAUAACGAUGUGUUUGUGCACUUGGCGCAUCUCUACUCUGACAAACACCACAAAAUGCAUCUCGGUCUGCCGUGCAAGGAUCUGCCCAAUGAGAAGUUCCCAGAAGGCAUCACUAAUGGCGCUGAAUGGUACGUGCUAAACGGCGGCAUGCAGGACUGGAGCUACCUGCACACGAGCGACAUGGAGCUCACGCUGGAGCUCGGCUGCUUCAAGUUCCCGCCCGCCGCCGACUUGCCCGGCUACUGGAAGGACAACUUGCCCGCGCUGCUGGCCUUCAUUGAUGAGGUGCACAACGGCGUCACAGGCUUCGUGCACAGCCACAUCGGGCACCCCCUCCCUGAUGCCAACAUCACAGUAGAAGGGAUAGAACACAGCGUGAGAACUGCAAAACACGGGGACUACUGGCGACUGCUGCUGCCCGGGACGUAUAAUGUCACUGCUAGUAAAAGAGGUUACGAGAGUAUAACGGAGCGUGUGACGGUGCCGGCCAACGGCUCGGUGAGCCUCAACUUCACGCUCAUGGCCGACGACCCGCAGCACUGGUCCUCCGCAUACGACUUCCGAGUGCUAGAAAACAUCAUCGGCGCCCGCUACCACCACUCAGCUGAAGUGUACGGGCUGCUGGCCGAGCUGGAGAACAAGCACCCCGACACCGCGCAGUUCCGGGCCGGGGACAGUUUGCACACCGCGCUACUGCACCGCUUGGAGGUCACUGAUUCGCUAGGAGCGCCAGAAGAAUCCAAAUUCCGCAUCGCGUUCAUAAGCAACCUCUACGCCUCACAGCCGCUCGGACAAGAGAUGCUUAUCAACUUCGCACGUCACAUCACCACCGCCUACUCCCUAGGAGAACCUAUACACAAGAAACUGCUACAAAACGCCGUCCUACACUUCAUUCCUAACUUAGACCCGAUGACUGACAAAAUUAUCCAACAGUACGAUGGCACGAGUAAAUGUGUUAUAGAUUCUAUGACUGAAGAAUUCGGGGACAGUUUGUAUAGCUACAUAACUAAGAAGAAUAUAAACCCAUUAACAAAUUACACGCGAGAAAAGGCAUUCGUGAGGUUGCUAGAGCUGGAAAAAUACGAUUUGAUUCUUGACUUGUCUUCGGGGACGGAAGACGUGGCCGCUCCAGAAAGUUCUACUAUCUACGAUAAGUUCGCGCAAAUGUACCAGGACAACAGAGAACUAGACAGUUCUGAGUGUUCUGAGUUGAACAGUAACGUGGUACACGGGAGCUUGAUCGAUGAGAUAUAUGAGAAGUUCAAUACGCCUAUUAUAGCACUCGGGUUGAGUUGUUGCAAGAUGCCGGCGGAGAGUGAAAUAGCGAUGGUGUGGAGGAAUAAUCUGCAAGGGAUCAUGAAGCUCGCUAAAUUGCCUAAUACAGGCAUAACCGGCACAAUAAAGAACGAGCUUGGCUCCCCGAUGCGAACAGCCACUGUGUCCAUAUCGGGCUCCGGCGCGCGCCCCGCCAGCGCCAACAUGGCGCGGUACCGGGCGCUGCUGCCGCCGGGCCGGCAUACGCUCACGGCCUCCUGUCAUGGGUAUGAUGACAAGGUGAUAAACGUGAUGAUCGAGGAGGGCGUGCUCAAGGUCAAGGACAUCGUGCUGCACCGCACCAACGCGGACCGCCUCGCUGGAGGACAGUUCGAGGACAUCGCCGUGCCCACUGACAACCCUAACCUGGUGCAUGUUACUGGUCUUCUCCUAGACCUCAACAGCGAACCAAUCCCCGGCUCCAUCACCGUCUACCCGCUAACCCACACACUGCAUGCCGUCUCGCUCGCACACACGGCUGUGGACGCGGCCGGGAGAUUCGCUGUCUCGCUCCCCGUCACGUAUAUGGGGAAGGAGGUUAAAGUGACUGCCAAGGCUGAGGGAUAUGUUAGCACGGAGCGGCAUGUUAAGGUGAGCGGCUCGGAGGCGGUGACGGGCGGCGUGCUGCUGAAGCUGGAGCGCGACGACGCCGUGCUGGGCAUGCCGAGACUCGUGUUCGUCAUGGUGUCCGGCGUGGUGGGCGUCCUGCUCGUGAUGCUGGCCGCCUGGUGCCUGUCCUGCCGGCGCGAGGACCCGUCGCGCCGCGACUACCUGUUCCAGCCGCUCGACAGUGAGGACAAGCGCCCUCUGUGCACAGAUCCUGAAGUUGCUGAUAUAGUCCGCAAGCCGUACUUCGACGAGGAAGACAUCCCGCCGUCCGAGACCGACUCGGAGGACGACAUCGUGCUGCUGCGGAACGACCGCGAGUGGAGGCAGGCCGAGUAGACACCAG